AUGGAUUUCAAUACUAAGGUUGAUGAAUAACUAAUCUAUGAAGGUAAGUGGCUGCAUUUCAAACUUCUUCAUUUCCAAGUAAAUGGACACUAAAAAGUUUGGGAAUAUGUCGAAAGGCCUCCAGGAAAUAGAGGUGGAGUUGACAUCAUCCCCAUUAUCAAAUACAAAGAUAAACCAUCUUAAGUGAUCGUGAUAGCCAAUUUCAGACCUCCCAUAAGGAAGUUCUGUCUAGAAUUCCCAGCAGGCAUCGUAGACCCUGAAGGCAGCAUCCAAGAGAAUGGUCUAAGAGAAAUCAAAGAGGAAACAGGAUACACUGCAUAAAUCGGAUAAUAUCAAUACAAUGGAGUGCGUAUUAGAAACGACCCUUGGAAAUCUACAGAGCAUGGACUUUGCGUUAUUGUGGAUGUCGAUGGUGAUUCAGAAGUUAAUAUCAAUCCUAAAUAACAUUUGGAAUCAGACGAGAAUAUCAUAGUUUACAAAAUGAGUAUGGGCAAGACCAUGACUGAUGAAAUAUUAUAAUUAGCUAAAGAGAAGGACUAUGAAAUUGCUGGACUUCUGUGGUUUUUUGCUUUGGGACAACAAUUUAACAAUUGA
Paramecium octaurelia is the source of this 594-nucleotide messenger RNA. The record is from the annotation of a GenBank genome assembly. Lineage: Eukaryota; Ciliophora; Oligohymenophorea; Peniculida; Parameciidae.